GAGAUGGAGAGGGAUGUUGUAGUAAGAUGCCGCCGCUAGGCACAUAAUUGCUGUUUGGUGCAGCGUUGUUGGUGCGGCUGAGGAUAGAACGCGUCAGCGGUUUCACCGGGCUCGACUCGACUCGACCCGACCUGACCUGACCCGAUUCGAAUCAUGCCCAAGUAUUAUAGCAUGAACUGUUUAUAGAGCUAUACAGGACAACCCGUAAUUUGAGAAAAUUGCGUGAUUGAUUGUUAAAAUUUGAAAAAAACGCGGCCAUCUGUUCCGGAGUGUCGUUAUUCUACUGUAAUCAGUGAAGGAGCAAACAUGGUCGAGUUGUGUGAGCUCAAAUUAGUAGAUCAGAAUUUGGAAUCACAUUGGCCAGCUGACAUUGAUCAACACAUCGCACAGCUUGAUUUCCAGCGAUCAACUGAUGAUGAGGAUAUAAGCCUAUUCUCAAGCAUGGCAUUAGAUCCUUCGAUCAUAUCCACCGACAGCCUUGACAUCGAAAAGCUCCAUGCCCGAUGCGAAGUGAAAAAAAAUGAUUAUAAAUUAACGUUCGAGGAUAGCGGCCAAUGGACAAGUGGCAAUUUCACUACAUGGGGACGCAUUCGAAGUACAGAGCCGUUGGACGAAAAAACGAAUAGUUUGCCUGAAUUGAGCAACAAUCUGAAAGCAGCAACAAGCGAACAGCAACGACCGUCGAGUUUGGUUGCGACUUUUGUUGAACGACAGCCCGAUUAUGAUUACCCAGAUCUUUAUGUGGGCGGUGGGCGUUAUGUAGAUGUUAAUGAUAACGAAAUCGGUUUUAUAUCGCAAAGUUCGGCAGCUGUGCAACGGGCGGACCGUUGGCGUGCUGCAAAUCGUUUACCACCAAACCCUCCAAUGAAACCUCGACGGACAUUUGCGGACUUUCAAGCAACUCGAUCGCCACAUCUCGACUUUAUGGUCUUGAACCACAAUAUGCCAAGUUUAUGUCAGUCAUCCAUGUCAAUAAAUGAAAUCAUGGAUAAAUUGAAAGAAGGAGUGUUAGAGGAUGAAAAAUUUGAUUUCUCAUUGUUUAACGUUCUGGAGAAACGAGGCCCCGAUUCUGGGCUGGGUAGCAGUGCUACAGCGAGCAGUGGCCCGUCACAUAUUGAGGAUUGGCCAUCGUUAGCUCUCCUUUUGCCCAAACAUGUUGCCGAGGCUUGUUCAUUUUUCAAAGCAAAUAGUCAGUUAUUAACAGGAUCAAAUAAUAUUGAACGAAUAAUACCACGGAGGAACGAAACAUGCCGAACAUGUUUCAAUGCUAGGAAAAGGCUCCAUCCGCCUGUUUGGGCUCAGCCUGCUAAAACGCGACAUGUUCUUUAUGACUGCGUCAUGAGUGAGAUUGUUGAUCGAAGUUCCUCAGCUCAAGAUCGGUUUACGUCGCUUGGUCAACUGAGAUUGCGAGCACAAGAGUUAAGCAUUGUUGGUCUACCCAUUUAUAAUGCCAAGAGAAAGCUCGUCGAAAAGGUCGUAGAAGGAGUAGCUGAAGUGGCACGAGGAGGUUCAUCAACAAAUCUCUGUUCCACAUUGGAGAUGCUGCUCGCUGAUGGCCUAAAAAUUAAACAUCCUUGGGAUAUGAUUGUUACUGUCACAGCACCUGGUCCAGCAACGAACAAUGUGUAUUCACUGGUGAAUAAGUUGGAUAAAAGCGAGAAGCCUUUAAAUUCUCGUGUUGAAACUUUCUUCAACGAAUUGAUAAAAUUAGGAUCAGUUGAUUGCUGGAUGUGCUAUGUGGUGCUAAAGGAGAAUGUAUUGGCGAGAAUUUACUCUGACGGCGCUUUCAUGUUACGGGCAAGUACUGCAUAUCGAAGUUUGUUAUGGCGGCUACUAGAGAAUUUGGAGCUGAUCACACUUCUUGAGCAUCGACCCUCGAGCAAUUUUUCAAUUCAGGAGUGGCCCAAUACGAUACUGUUGGAGGCUUCACGCCUUGCCAGUGAUUCACGAGUGCCGAAAAGCUCCUCAAUGCCUGCCCGUUUGUCAAAUCAAAAACCAAACACUUACAGUGACGGCAGUCACACUAAUUCAAUACACUUCGUCUGUUCGAACAAUGUACAAUUACUGCGGCGAAGCCGAAUUCCGCUACUCACUCAGCGUCCGGUGCGAACGAAAUCAAACAUUGAAGCUUGUUCUAAUCGUUCCUCAAGAUCGUCAUCACGCGAUGAAGCUACUUCAGCUAUUGCAACGCCUCUAUGUCAGCAGUUGCAUUCGUACGGUGGCAUCGAUGCGGGUUGCUGCCUAGUGUCAGCCAUUGAUGACUUCAAUGAACCCGGCAUGCUCGAAGUAUCAAGAGGCGAACGAUUACGCAUUUUAACAACGAGAGGUCAAUUGGCGCGAUGCCGUCGCUUGCGGCCACGUCAUGAUCGCGUUCUGCAGGGUUUGGUACCAACUUCCAAUCUCACUGUUAAUGGUUUCUAGUCAUGUUUACCCCCUCCUCGCUGUUCUCAUUGUUUCGUACAUUGCUGAUAAAAGUCUUCGUCUGAAUUGUUUUGCGUGUGCGUACAUCACAUCUGGUGUAAUUUCCGUAUUUUUAUGUGACAUAAUCUUAUUUUUUAAAAAUGUAUUCCUCUAGAAAAUCUGCAUUUUCAAACUACGGACUCCAAUCACAUCGUAUUCAAACAAAAAUGUGUGCUAAAAGUAAUUUGAAUAUUUCGAAGCAUAAAGGCUAUUUAGUCCUGUGCAGCUAGCAAUGCGAGUAACGGGUAUUAUUUUCGUUAAAUAAUCACUCUUUAUGUAGUCGACUACUUUUAAUGAUACCAUUAUUUGUACAUUCAUUAUAUCUACUUGCAAUACAUCCCAUACUGUUGUAUUUUAUUCAAUAAAUAAUGCC
Molecule: messenger RNA, 2833 nt
Organism: Loa loa (African eye worm)
Lineage: Eukaryota; Metazoa; Nematoda; Chromadorea; Rhabditida; Onchocercidae
Product: RUN domain-containing protein
Exons: 9
Coding region: 307-2421 (704 amino acids)
Cellular component (GO): cytoplasmic vesicle
Source: RefSeq, a predicted model, not a curated record